AUGAAACGAAUGAGCCAUUGUAGUGUACAAUCAACCAUUUACUACACAAUACUCACCGUUUAUAAGUUCAAAGAUGCAUUCCAUUCGAAUUAAUAAAGUGAUCGAUCAAAUGAUUUCUUUCUUUCGUCGUAUUGGCAUUUGGCAUGGAGAAGACAUGCCUAAAAUGGGUCAACUACGACUGAAGUCCUUCUAUAGCAUCUAUUACCUGUUUUUUUUCAUAUCAUUCUCGGUUGGAGCUAUUAAAAAAGAAACCGUUGAUGAGAGUAUCUUCUUAGCGGAAGUAGCAGUUAUUGUCUCAGUUAUGACUACCAAAAUUUGGAUGUUGCUUUGGAAGCAGAAGCAAAUUAUGGCGUUGCUAAAUCGAAUUUGUGUAUUUUCAAUUAGAAAUGAUGAAGAGUUUGCAUAUUUCAAUGACAAAGUGGAUAGAUUCGUCAAAUUUGUGAUUGUAUUUGCAUGUGCUACUAUCGUUGGUUCGUUGGGAAAUGCGAUUUUCCCAUUUAUUGGAAAAGAGAAGAAACUUAUCGUGGACAUUGCAUUUCCAUUAGAUUGGAAAAAUAGUGAAAUUGCCUUUUGGAUGGCGUACAUUUUCUUCGUUUCCGAAAAUAUUCUCUCGAUUCUGGCAAUAACGUUGUCAGUUGUAAUUUGGUACCUUUUGCUACAUUGCUCCUUAAGGUAUAAAAUUUUAGGAAUGGAAAUAAGAAACAUGGGACGAAUUACAAGUGGCGGUAAUGGAAAAAUGUCGGUCAAGAAACAGAAGAGCCUUUUUUAUGAGGACUUAGUGGCGGCAAUUAAAUUUCACCUUCAUUUAAGGGGAUUAAUCGACGAACUGGAGUCAUUUUUAUCAAAAUUAUUUCUGUUACAAUUUGCCACCAGUGGUGUCUGUAUUUGUGGUUCAAUUUAUUGCUUGGCCUUUGAUGUUGCUGUCAACUUUGUGGAACGCAUAGUUCAUGUCUAUUCGCUUUUCUACAACACUGCUGAGUUGUUAAUGAUAACGUACUUAGGGAAUGAUAUUUUGCUGUCGAGUAGCGAUCUUACCUACAGUUUGUUUGAAUCGGAAUGGAUCGGACAACCACAAUCGACCCAGAAGUGCAUAGUCAUUUUUGGUGAAUAUUUGAAGCAAUCGCAUGAGAUGCUAAUCGGUAAAUUGUAUCCGUUGACUUUGGAAACAUUUACUAGGAUUCUGAAUUCGUCCUACAGCUUGUUCAACAUUUUGAAAAACACUAAACAAUAAAAAUGGACGGAGUAGGAACAGCGGAUCUGGUUAUGCAUUUGAAUGUAUUGUAACACAAAAAAAAGUCUCAGCAUUCACAGAUCUAUAGAAAUAAUGAAAGACA
Bradysia coprophila is the source of this 1334-nucleotide messenger RNA. RefSeq names its product odorant receptor 94a-like. Gene Ontology annotation, biological process: sensory perception of smell; detection of chemical stimulus involved in sensory perception of smell. The record is from RefSeq and is a predicted model, not a curated record. NCBI's taxonomy places the organism in Eukaryota, Metazoa, Arthropoda, Insecta, Diptera, Sciaridae. Gene Ontology annotation, molecular function: odorant binding; olfactory receptor activity. Gene Ontology annotation, cellular component: plasma membrane.